Messenger RNA from Colias croceus (clouded yellow), 1796 nucleotides. RefSeq names its product opsin-3-like. Gene Ontology annotation, cellular component: membrane. The record is from RefSeq and is a predicted model, not a curated record. The transcript has 8 exons. Gene Ontology annotation, biological process: visual perception; G protein-coupled receptor signaling pathway. NCBI's taxonomy places the organism in Eukaryota, Metazoa, Arthropoda, Insecta, Lepidoptera, Pieridae. Gene Ontology annotation, molecular function: G protein-coupled receptor activity. The coding region runs from base 91 to 1212 and encodes 373 amino acids.
GUGAGAAGCGACAUCAGUCGAACUACUCACUUCGUCACCAACAUUUUAUUUUAUUUAUUUUUAUAGGAAGAAGCGAAAAAUUCAAUCAAAAUGGCAGAAAAUUUCACAGAAAACGAACCUAUUGCUUUUCCUUUCAAAAUGGUAUCCCACGAGAUCCAAAAGCACAUGCUGGGCUGGAACAUACCGGAGGAGCACCGGCACUUGGUACACGAACACUGGCGACAGUUUCCUGACGUGGAUCGAUCCUCGCACUAUCUCCUGGCGCUCAUAUACACCAUCCUCACCAUCUCCUCUGUGACCGGCAACGGACUCGUUAUUUGGAUAUUUAGCACAUCCAAAUCCCUGCGCACACCAAGUAACAUGUUCGUGAUCAACCUGGCGCUCUUCGACCUGGCCAUGAUGGGGGAGAUGCCGCACCUCAUCUUGAACUCCUUCUACCAGAGGAUGCUGGGCUACGAGCUCGGCUGCGACAUCUAUGCGGUGCUGGGCUCGCUGUCUGGUAUUGGUGGGGCUAUGACCAACGCUGUUAUAGCGUAUGAUAGAUACAAAACAAUAUCCUCACCAAUCGACGGGCGAAUCAACAGAACCCAGGCAACACUACUAGUUAUAUUCACGUGGCUCUACGCGAUGCCAUUCACGGUGUUUCCGCUCACGAAGACCUGGGGUAGAUUUGUUACUGAGGGUUUCCUAACAACAUGUUCAUUUGACUUCCUGAGCGAUGACGUAAAGACGUUUGUAUUGUGCAUAUCUAUUUGGAGCUAUGUGAUUCCAAUGACUCUUAUCUGCACCUUCUAUCUCAAGCUAUUCGGUGCUGUGCGCCAUCACGAGAGAAUGCUGAAGGAGCAGGCCAAGAAGAUGAAUGUCAAAUCGCUUGCUUCUAACAAAGAAGAUGCUGGUAAGAGUGUGGAGAUCAGAAUCGCGAAGGUGGCAUUCACCAUCUUCUUCCUGUUUAUCUGUUCUUGGACGCCUUAUGGCAUCGUUGCCAUGAUUGGAGCGUUCGGAGACAGAUCAUUACUAACACCUGUGGUGACGAUGAUCCCAGCAGUAUUCUGCAAAGCUGUUUCCUGUCUCGACCCCUGGGUCUACGCUAUUAACCACCCAAGAUUCAGGGUGGAGUUAGAAAAGCGGGUGCCAUGGAUGGGAGUCAGGGAACCUGAUCCCGAUACUCAGUCUUCCACCGGCAGCGCAGUCACCAAUUCCGCAGAGGCAUAGACAAUCAAGAACUGACCAUGGACAACGAUAACCAAAGACAAUAAAAGCGACGACAACGACGACCAUAGGCAACGUUUCAGGAUACACUAGCAUUUGUUUCUAUUCAUGAAAUAAUAAUGAAGACAGACUGAAUAGCUUUAAAAGUACUUGUAAUCGUAAUUUAUAUUGAAGCUGUCCAUAAUGUAAAGAUCAUACAUACUAUUAAACAUUGUAUGAAUUUUUUUUUAUAUACAGCAUUUCAAAUAAUAAUACUACUAUUUCGAUACUACAGAGUAAUCCAAAACUGGAUCAUACCAACUAAAGAACUAAAUUUCCAACUUUUUGUAGCUUUGAAAGAAAAAUAUUAUUAUAAUUAUUAAAUGAAUAGGAAUAUUUGUUAGAUUAUGAUAUUAUGAUAUUCAAAGAGCGCAAUAUAUAAAACUCAGAGGACAGAAAAAAGGUCUAAUCAUUCGCUUAAAGCAUAACAGACUGUAUUUACCUUGUAUUUAUAAUAAAUAGUUUUAAUAAUGACGAUGAUCCCAAACGACUACGGCGAACAUUUUUUCUAGUGAAAAAAGAAAUAUAACAUGAUGAAAAUAACUAUA